AUGAACGUCUUGCUGUGUUGUGUUCAGGUGCAGUUAGUAAACAACACGUUCAAAGGGAUGAAGUACCUGCGGCUGAACACGCUGGCCUCUCUGGGAUACGCCGUGGUGGUCAUCGACGGCAGAGGCUCCUGUCAGAGAGGGCUGGAGUUCGAAGGGGCGCUCAAAAACAAAAUGGGCCAGGUGGAGAUCGAGGACCAGGUGGAGGGGCUGCAGUACGUGGCUCAGAAGUUUAACUUUGUGGACCUAAGCAGAGUGGCCAUUCACGGCUGGUCCUAUGGAGGCUUCCUGUCGCUCAUGGGCCUGAUCCAGAGGCCCAACGUCUUCAAGUUGGCGAUCGCGGGCGCUCCGGUGACCGUGUGGAUGGCGUAUGACACUGGUUACACCGAGCGCUACAUGGACGCUCCAGAGAACAACCAGCAGGGAUACGAGGACGGAUCAGUGGCUCUGCACGUGGACAAGCUGCCCAGCGAGCCGAAUCGUUUGCUGAUUCUUCACGGAUUUCUAGACGAGAACGUGCACUUUUUCCACACCAAUUUCCUUGUGUCGCAGAUAAUCCGCGCAGGGAAACCGUACCAGCUCCAGGUUUACCCCAACGAGCGCCACAGUAUCCGCUGCCCCGAGUCCGGAGAGCACUACGAGAUAAUGCUGCUGCACUUUCUACAACAAUACCUCUGA
Molecule: messenger RNA, 675 nt
Organism: Knipowitschia caucasica
Lineage: Eukaryota; Metazoa; Chordata; Actinopteri; Gobiiformes; Gobiidae
Source: the annotation of a GenBank genome assembly